AUGACCAAACCAAUCGUCCUCCACCUCGGCGAUGACAUUCGCUGGAAUCAUGAUCAAUACAGCAAAUUCCAAGAUGUCUUUGAUGUCCGUCGGUCCUACAGCAUGUCUCGGGCGGAGUUCAUCCGAGCCCUGAAAGACCGCCAAUUCGGCGACUUCUCUGCCAUCUACCGCCCGUUUUGGAAUACCGGUGGCGAGAUGGGAAACUGGGAUGAAGAGCUUGUCUCGCUUCUACCAGAUUCUUGUAGGAUCUAUGCCAGUGCGGGUGCUGGCUUUGAUUGGGUUGAUACUGCAGCUUUGGCGAAAAAGGGAGUUAUUUACUGCAAUGCAGCAGCAGCGUGCACAGAGUCUGUCGCUGAUGCCGCAAUCUGGCUCAUAAUCUCAACAUUCCGCCUCUUCUCUUGGUCCCACAUCGCCGCACGUGCGCUAGACGCAGACGCUUUUGUCGACGCAAACCGCAAUCUGGCGAUGGUAUCAUACAAUCCCGAUGGACACACACUUGGGAUUAUUGGCUUUGGUCAGAUCGGACGGCGCACGGCUGAGAAAGCCUUCCUGGCCAUGAACAUGAAGAUUCACUAUCAUGACAUCGUCCAAAUGCCCGCUCAUCUGGAAGCCGUCUCGAAGGCAACAUACCACAAGAGCAUGGACAGCCUCCUCGCUGUUUCAGACUGUGUUAUGGUUGCCACGCCAUUUAGUGGAGAGACUCUUCUCAAUGCAUCUUUGCUGGCUAAAAUGAAGACUGGUUCGCGACUGAUUAACAUCGCUCGUGGUAAGUUACUUGACGAGAGAGCUCUUAUCGAUGCACUGCGGAGUGGAAAGCUUGCUGCUGCUGGAUUGGAUGUGCACUAUGAUGAGCCGAACAUUAGCCCAGAACUUGCAAGUAUGAAGAACGUUGAGAUGAUGGCACAUAACGCUGGCGCUUCGGUGGACUCACACAUUGGCUUUGAGAGACUGGGUAUGGAGAACAUCCUUACCUUCUAUCAGACUGGAAAGGCCGUUACUCCAGUUAAUGUCCAUCUGGUUGCUAAAGCGACUGGCUCGAAGCUUUAG
Molecule: messenger RNA, 1047 nt
Organism: Penicillium robsamsonii
Lineage: Eukaryota; Fungi; Ascomycota; Eurotiomycetes; Eurotiales; Aspergillaceae
Product: D-mandelate dehydrogenase-like dehydrogenase
Exons: 2
Coding region: 1-1047 (348 amino acids)
Cellular component (GO): cytosol
Molecular function (GO): hydroxypyruvate reductase [NAD(P)H] activity; NAD binding; glyoxylate reductase (NADPH) activity
Source: RefSeq, a predicted model, not a curated record